CUUCUAAAUACGCCUUGUUUCCGCGCUUGUUAGCAUCAGCCAAUUCCAAAACAACAUUACAUGUUGUCAACUUAUUGAACAAUUACACUAUAACAAUUGAACAAUAGUUAUUAAAAAGGCAACAUACUAUGGAAACUGAGUUACCCCACACAAGGAUACGUACCAUAAUGAAGAGUUCACUGGAUACAGGCCAAAUAAACAACGAAGUUCUUUUUUUAAUGACAAAAUCUACGGAAAUGUUCAUUAAAUACUUUGCAAAGGAAUCGUAUGCGAAUGCAAAAAAGCCUAGCAGUCUGGCAUACAAUCAUUUGGCAGACUUGGUGCAAUCCAAUGACAAUUUGGAAUUUUUGCUACAAAUUAUACCACAAAAAAUCAAGGUGAAAAAAUUCAAAACACUUUUGGAGCAGGGUGAGGAGAGUAGCGAUUCAUCUUCAGAAAGUGAUUAGUUCUAAUAACUGUAACAACUGAUUUUUGUCUUUUAUAAUCAACUUUAAUAUUAUUGCAAAUACUUAGCAUAAGGAAAUAUAAAUAUUUUUGGAUUGAACAUGUAAUGCUUAUCUUUAUAAGGUACGAAAUAUAAUUGUCCUAUGUUA
Stomoxys calcitrans (stable fly) is the source of this 593-nucleotide messenger RNA. It is a transcript of the gene Chrac-16, whose product is annotated as chromatin accessibility complex 16kD protein. Gene Ontology annotation, molecular function: protein heterodimerization activity. The record is from RefSeq and is a predicted model, not a curated record. The transcript is spliced from 2 exons. Lineage: Eukaryota; Metazoa; Arthropoda; Insecta; Diptera; Muscidae. The coding region runs from base 129 to 446 and encodes 105 amino acids. Gene Ontology annotation, cellular component: nucleus; CHRAC.